Molecule: messenger RNA, 697 nt
Organism: Amphibalanus amphitrite
Lineage: Eukaryota; Metazoa; Arthropoda; Thecostraca; Balanomorpha; Balanidae
Product: nucleolin-like
Exons: 1
Source: RefSeq, a predicted model, not a curated record
AAUGAGGAGGAGGAGGAGGAAGAAGAUGGCGAUGAGGAGGAUGAUGAGGAUGAGGAUGAUGAAGAUGAUGAGGAAGAUGAUGAGGGCGGUGAGGACGAUGAGGAUGAGGAUGAUGACAAUGAGUUUGAUGAGGAUGAUGAUAAUGGUGAUGACAUUGCAAAAACUGAAGAUGAUAAAGACUCCGUUAACGACGACAACAAAAUCGAGGAUGAUCACAAGGACGAUGGACAAGAAACCGUCGAUGGCGAUCAGCUGAAAAGUGAACUCGAGGAGGGUGGACACGGGGACGACCAGGACGGGCUGGCGUCAAGUGCAGAGGGAGCCGCCUCUGCUGAAGCCACCGAGGGAGCGCAGCCGGCGGCCCCGGAGAGCGGCUCUGCGCCGUCUCAGCCGCCCUCUGAUGAUGCUGCUGAUGCUGCUGCUGCUGCUGAUGCUGCUGCUGUUGCUGCUGCUGAGGUGACAGACGGCGAGAGUGGUGUCGCCAGUGACGCCAGUGAUAGUGAUCAGGACACCAACAGUGACUCGCGAUGAAUUUUACCAGUACCAAGCUGUUCUAUCGUCUGUUUUUCUUUCUGAGGCUAUUUUUUUAUACAUACUCUUCUGAAGGCUGGGUAUACUACAGGCUAUUUUGAUGUGUUCUAUUGUCUACAUUUGCAUGUUUUGUUUGCUCUAUUUAAUACACGUACCAGGGUACCUA